Molecule: messenger RNA, 3885 nt
Organism: Humulus lupulus (European hop)
Lineage: Eukaryota; Viridiplantae; Streptophyta; Magnoliopsida; Rosales; Cannabaceae
Product: putative disease resistance protein RGA1
Exons: 3
Coding region: 184-3885 (1233 amino acids)
Biological process (GO): defense response to other organism
Molecular function (GO): ADP binding
Source: RefSeq, a predicted model, not a curated record
AUAAUCGGUUUCUUACCUUCUACAACCCCAACAACAUAUUAUAUGUAUUAUCAUAUAGAAAGGUACGGCAAAAUAUAAAAAAAGACCGGAGACUUGAUGACCGGAGAUCAUAUAUAUGAGCUAGCUGAAUUUGUGUACUUGUAACGAAGCUCUGAAACUCUCUGUAAGACCUGUCUUGAAGCCAUGGCGGAGUUGAUCCUCUCUCCGAUUGCUGACAAAAUCAUUGGGCGUUUGGGAUGUGAAGCUGUGAAGCAGAUCUCUCGAGUUUGGGGUGUGAAGGAUGCGCUUGAACAGCUCAAAGAAACCAUUUCAACAAUCCAAGCAGUGCUUCUCGACGCUGAGCUGAAGCAGUCCCACAACAACCAAGUCAACAACUGGCUCCACAGGCUGGGCAAUGCAGUUCUUGAAGCCGACGACUUGAUGGACGAGAUCAACACUGAAGCUUUGCGAUGCCAACUCAUGUCUCCCAACCAAAUGGCCAACCGGGUAUGCACUUUCUUUUCCGGUUCCAACCAACUUGUUUUUAAGUUCAAGAUGAGUUGUAGAAUAGAAGGCAUCAAUAAAAAACUAGCUACCAUUUCCAGUGAUAGGAACUUCCUUUUGGAGAAAGGACGUGAAGAGACCCCGAGUGUUAGGAGAGUGAGAGAUACUCACUCCUAUGUACGUAAGGAAGAUGUUAUUGGGAGAGAAGAAGAUAUAUCAGUUAUCAUAAAUAAGUUUUUGUUGGAAAGUUGUGAAGAAAGUGUCUUGGUGCUAGCCAUUGUAGGCAUAGGUGGGUUAGGAAAAACCACUCUUGCUCAAAGUGUUUUUAAUGAUGAACAAGUCCAAAAGCAUUUCGAGUUAAAGAUUUGGGUAUGCGUGUCUGAUAAUUUUGACUUGAAAUUAAUUGUGAAAAGCAUCAUUGAGUCUGCGAAAGGUGAGAAUAAUGUGGGAGACAUAGGAAUGGAGCCGCUACGGAAGAAACUUGGGGAAGUACUUGGUGGCAAGCGGUAUUUUCUUGUACUAGAUGAUAUGUGGGAGGAAAAUCGUAAUAAGUUGUUGGAGUUAAAAACUUUAAUCACAAGUGGUGAAAAUGUAGGGAGUAGAGUUGUAGUAACUACUCGGAGUGAAAAGAGUGCUAAAUUUAUAGCUAGCAAACAACAACCAUAUCAAUUGGGGAUUCUUGAUGAAGAUCAAUCUUGGUCUCUAUUUAGAAAAGUUGCUUUUGAAGAUGGAUCACAAGAGCUCGAAAACACUAGUAUUGUGAAGAUUGGAAAGGAGAUUGUGGAAAGGUGCAAAGGAAUCCCCCUAGCUAUAAAAACAAUAGGAAAUCUAUUGUAUGGUAAAAGUAAGGAAUCAGAGUGGUCUUCUUUUAAUAAGGAAUUUUCAAAAAUAUCAGAACAACAAGACGAUGAUAUCUUACCUACCCUUAGAUUGAGCUAUGAUCAUCUUGCCUCCCAUUUGAAACUUUGUUUUGCCUAUUGUAGUUUAUUUCCUAAAGACUACAAUAUUGAGGUAAAAACUUUAGUUAACCUUUGGAUGGCGCAAGGAUUUCUUAAGCUAUUAGAUCCAAGUCAAGAUCAAUGUUUGGAGGAUGUGGGUUACGAAUGGUUUAUGAAUUUGUUGGAAGGGUCAUUCUUUCAAGAUGUUGAAGUAGAUAAAUGUGGCAUUAUAAAAAGAUGCAAAAUGCAUGAUCUGAUGCAUGAUCUUGCAGUUCAAGUAGCAGGAGCAGAAUGUGCUACUUUUGCAAAUAUCAAGGAAACUACUCAUCACGUGUCCUUUACAAGUCAUACUUACUCCAAAAGUGAAAUAUCAGCUUCGUUGGCGCAUGCUAAAAUGAUUCGAACAAUUCUUCACUUUUCUGCUUCGAACGACCAUACAUUUUGCAAUGCAAUUAUAUCAAACUGUAAGUCCAUACGUUGUUUGGAUUUGAAUACUUCAAGGAUGAAGUUAGUAUCAAAUUCUAUUGGCAAGUUGAAACACUUGAGAUAUUUAGAUCUCUCGUGGAAUUCUAGACUCAACAUACUUCCCAAUUCAAUUACUAAUUUGCUGAAUUUGCAAACACUGAAACUCAAUAAAUGGUCACAACUUCAAGAACUACCUAGAGAUAUUGAGAAACUCAUCAAUCUUAGGCAUCUUGAACUUUCUUCAUGUGGCAAAUUAAAUUCUUUGCCAAGUGGACUAGGUCAGUUGAUGCAAUUGAGGUACUUGAAACUUUCUUGGAAUGAUGGUUUAUUGUCAAUACCAGAUUCAACUAGUGGUUUGUCGAAUUUGGAAACACUGAAUCUCAAUGGUUGCUCACAACUCCAAGAACUACCUAGAGAUAUUGAGAAACUCAUCAACCUUAAGCAUCUGGAAAUUUAUUGUUGUGAUAAAUUGGAGUAUGUGCCAUGUGGAUUGGGCCAACUAAUUAAUCUUCAGACAUUAUCGAGUUACAUGCUAAUGAAGAGAAAGAAAUCUAUCCCAAGGCAUGGUGGUGAGCUGAAAGAAUUGAUGAGACUGAACAACUUGAGAGGUGAUUUGGAAGUUAAAAAUUUGAGCCAUGAAAAAGAUGUGGCAACAGAGUAUGGGAGUGCAGAAUUAAAGCAUAAAAAAUAUCUUCGAUCUCUGACAUUGGAGUGGGAUUCUCAUGUUGAAAUUGAUGAGGCAGAGGCCAUUGUUGGUUAUGAAAUGUCAAUGGAAGGCCUUCAGCCACACGAAAAUCUUCUAGAACUAUGGUUAGAAAAUUAUGGGGGUGUCAAGCUCUCCAACUGGAUCUCAUCACUUACAAACUUGGUCAACUUAACUUUGAUAAAUUGCAAGAAAUGUGAGUAUCUAGUUUCAUUGAAUCAAUUCCACUGUCUCAAGGUUUUGAAACUUUGGAGGUUGGAGUCUUUAGAGUACAUAUCAAACAAUAGUUGCAAUGAAGACGUAUCUGCGUCAACAAAAACAUUAUUGCCAUCUCUACAGAACCUUGUGUUAAUUGGGUUGCCUAAUCUAAAGGGAUGGUGGAGAGAGAUUGUAAUUAGUGGUGAAGAAGAAGUUGAUCAUUCUUUUGCUGCUGCAAAUGAAGAAGACAAACACAUGUCCUCGCCUUGUCUCCCUUCUCUUUCUAAAUUACAAAUACAAGAUUGUGCUAGGUUGACUUGCUUGCCACUUUACCCACAGUUGGAACAGCUGACUCUGAAGAAUAGCAGAUUGAAGCCAUUGGAAAAGACAUUAAGAAUGAAGAUGAUGAUGAGCAGUAGCGCUGCAUCUUCUUUCUCUCCUCUCUCCAAAUUGAAAACACUACAUCUAACUAAGAUUGAGGAUCUAGAAUGUCUUCCGGAUUGGUUCGAAGGCCUUACUUCUUCUCUCAAUAAAUUGUAUAUUUGGGAUUGCCCUAAAUUGAAGGAUUUGUGUCCAGGUAUUCUACAUCUCUCGUCACUUCAAAAUCUGUGGAUUUCAAAAUGCGAGGGGUUAGCAGACAUGCUUAAUGGUGAUGAUGGCAUUAUGUGGAAAGCCCUAAAUGGAAGACUCCACUCGCUACAACUAUGGUCUUUGCCAAAUAUAGUGACUGUUCUUCCUAAGGGUAUCCAACAUCUUACAAGUCUGCAACAACUUGAAGUUUUAGGUAGUGAUAGUCUGACAACAAUUCCAGAGUGGAUCCACAACCUCAAAUCACUUAAGAAUCUUGAGUUUAAUGGAUGCCCCAAUCUGGCAUCAUUCCCUGAAGGAAUUAGAAGCCUCACCAAUUUGAACUCACUGACCAUUAGCAUUUGUCCCAUGUUAUUGAAGAGAUGCAAAAGGGAAAUAGGUGAAGAUUGGGAUAAGAUUUCCCAUAUACAAAACUUGGAGUUAGACGAAGAAGAAAAUGAGGUUACUUUGGAGAGGAUGCAUGACCAUGAGGGUUAUAGAAGCAAUGAGAUGAUCCAAAGAAAAAUAUGA